Messenger RNA from Chaetomium fimeti, 1301 nucleotides. Its product is annotated as HSP20-like chaperone. The transcript has a single exon. The record is from RefSeq and is a predicted model, not a curated record. Lineage: Eukaryota; Fungi; Ascomycota; Sordariomycetes; Sordariales; Chaetomiaceae. The coding region runs from base 179 to 1120 and encodes 313 amino acids. Gene Ontology annotation, biological process: response to hydrogen peroxide; protein folding; response to salt stress.
GCUGACAGAAGCUUGUCGCAGAUUCAAGAAACACGCAAGCAACAUCGACAACAUUCUCGCGGUUUCGCACCGCCAACUUGGAAACAUUCGUAAUCAUGGAUUUCGCAUCCAUCAUGUUGCCUAACCGCGUAAUUGAGAAGGCAAAAUGCAUAUUUAAGAGUUGUGAAUUCCCAGUUCCAUGAAUCUUGUCUUCUCCAGAAUUACACAGUACAUCAAUCUUCACACUUCGAGCAUUGCAUCAAGACAUUCGAUCUCAAACACCAACACCAACACCAACACCAACACCAACACCAACACCAAUACCAAGAACACAACUCCUCACUUCAUAACGGCCACCACAACUGCCUCCAGCAACAUAUCCUUACCUUCAGUCAAAAUGAUGCACUCUUUCCCCGUCUCGUUCUGCGCUCCUCAGGCUGCUGAGCCCAAAUUCUUCCCUCUUUUCCGCCUGCUCAACGACUUUGACAACUACUCGCGUGACAGCCGCGGUGCCUCUGUUGCAUCCGCCCCUGCACCUCGUCAACAGCGCGCCAAGCAGGCUCGCCCCCAGCCCAUUGCCUUCCACCCCAGGUUCGACGUCCGGGAAACAGAAGAUGCCUACGAACUUCACGGCGAGCUGCCCGGUCUAGAGCGCGAGAACAUCAACAUUCAGUUCCCCGAGCACCAAACCAUUGUCAUCAGUGGUACCGUCGAGCGCAACUACGCCUCGGACUCAAGCAAGGACAGUGAUGUCAGCCACGAGGAACCAACCUCUCCCGAGGUCGAGACUGAGACCGAGACCGAAAAGCCGCGUCGCAACUCCCACCAGGCGACCGUAGAGGACGACCCGGAGGACGAGAACACCCCCGCCUCUAGCCGGCCUUCCUCUCCCUGGACAGACGUCGCCAAGCCCGUCGCUCCGGCCGCUGCCGAGGAGACAACCCAAACACCGGCGCAGACCCCUAAGGACCAGUCCAAGUACUGGCUCCGGGAGCGCUCUAUCGGUCGCUUCUCGCGCACCAUCACCUUCCCCGCCCGUAUUGACGAGGACAACGCGGCGGCGGUCCUGAAGAACGGGAUCCUGAGCAUCACGGUGCCGAAGGCCAAGGUCUCCACGCCAACGAAGAUCCAGAUCGCAUGAAUGGUGGAGGAGGAUUAGGAUUGUGCAGAGGGUGGACGGGUCAUUGUUUUCAAUGUUCUUCUCAGAUUAACAACAUGCAUUUGGGGGGUUCUAGACUCCGGAGUUGGGCGUUGGACUUUCCUUAGCAAGAGAUUACCUAAUUAUCCAAUCAUUCCAAUGAAUGUUAUUAUGUUAUCAUGAA